AUUCCAUUUUCAAGAAUUACAUUGAGAUUAGAGAGAGAGAGAGAAGCCGAAAGGGGGAUGAAAAAGCUGACCAGAGAGCCACAGGGACCGUUAGCUUAGCCGGCGCCAAUAUUCGUUGAGCUUCUUCCUCUUCCCCUUAUAACCAAACAUAAAAACCCCCCAUUUUCUUUCUUUCCAGAACUCACCGGGCCACCCACAGAUCUUCCCUACUUCUCUCUCUCUCUCUCUCUGCAUCUGCCUCUGGGCAUGUUUCGGUUUUUUCACAGAAAGGGUCCCUUUGUUUCUUGUCCGCAUUUGUUCUUCACAUAUAUAUAGAUUUGUGUCUCUGGGAAGCAGAGAAUUUUUUUGGGGGGUCUUUUGUCAGCCUUUCCUUUUGAUUGAUGAUGGAGAGCAGCAAAGGCUUCUCCUCUCCUCGGAGCACCGCUUUCCCCGCCGGAUUGCGCGUUCUCGUCGUCGACGACGACCCGACUUGGUUGAAGAUCCUCGAAAAGAUGCUCAAGAAAUGUUCUUAUGAAGUUACCACAUGUGGAUUAGCAAGAGAUGCCCUGAAACUGCUUCGCGAAAGGAAGGGUGGAUAUGACAUUGUCAUUAGCGACGUUAACAUGCCUGACAUGGACGGCUUCAAACUCCUGGAACUUGUCGGCCUCGAGAUGGAUCUUCCUGUAAUAAUGAUGUCUGUGGACGGAGAGACGAGCAGAGUUAAGAAGGGCGUUCAACAUGGGGCUUGUGAUUAUCUCCUCAAGCCCAUCCGAAUGAAAGAGCUCCGAAACAUAUGGCAGCAUGUCUUUCGAAAGAGGAUCCACGAGGUAAGGGACAUUGAGAGUCAUGAAGGUCUUGAAGGUCUUCAGGUAACCCAAAGCGGGUUUGAUCAGUUUGAUGAUGGGCAUUUCUUUAGUGGAGAAGAUAUGUUGACACCGGCAAAGAAAAGGAAAGACCUAGAAAAUAAGCACGAUGAGAAAGACUUCACCGAUUCUUCGUCUUCCACAAAGAAAGCUAGAGUAGUUUGGUCUGUUGAUCUCCAUCAGAAAUUUGUGAAAGCAGUGAAUCUGAUUGGAUAUGAUAGCCAAAUUUUCUAUUCAGGAAAGGAUGUAACAUGUCUUGUCUGUUCUGCAGAAGUCGGUCCCAAGAAAAUACUGGACUUGAUGAAUAUUCCAUGGUUGACAAGAGAAAAUGUCGCCAGCCACCUGCAGAAGUACCGGCUUUACUUGAGCAGGUUGCAGAAGGAAAAUGAUCUGAAAAUUUCUUAUGGCGGGAUGAAGCAUUCGGAUCUAAACCCGCAAGAUGCUGCCAGAGCAUUGAGCCGUCAGAACUCCAUCAAUUUCGAGCAAAAUGAUGCUACAAAUUGCAACUCGAGAAUUUCGGGCAACAACUUGCUCAUCCAGAAUUUGAACUCCAAAAGCAAUGAAAUCAACCCCAGAGGGACUACAAUCACCGAGAAAUCUAGUCCAGGAAUUAGUCACUCACUCUCUCCACUGGAGCAGGAAAUGAAAUUCCCAGCGAUUGAUGGGAUUACCCCGGGAUCGUACUCUUGGAGAGAAGUUCCAGAAAUCCAAUUUCACCAAGAAAAUGCUGGGAAUCAACCAGAAGAUUGCUUUCGCCGCGUGGCUGUGCCUAUGGGUGGCCUGCAGAAUCAUGUCCAAAUAGAUCAACUACUACCCGUCACGUCCAUUAGUUCGAAAGCACAACUGCCCAACCUGAUUGAAACCAAGCCUUUGAAUGUUGAUUAUGCAAUCAGCAGCUUUACUCAGGCAAGUCCAGUGAAAACGAGAAUCGACUCUUUUCCUGUUCCCACCAAAAUCCACACGGGAAAUCAACAAGCUAUUCAGCCCCCUUCCACCAACAAACCAAGCAUGGAAAGUCAGGCCUUCAACCCGAGCUGCGUUACCAAUUUGGAAUCUUCCCAGAGGAAUUUUUCUUCGACCACCCCUGAGUCGGCAUUUACAUCUCCAGAUGAGGUUCUACAGGUCGGAUGGCUUCAGGAUUACUCCACAUGCCUUGGACUCCAAAACAUAGAGUUUCCGGAUUUUGGGGACCCAAGCAUGGUGGCUGAAGUCCCGAUGCACUUGUACACUGCCCUGAAGUUCGACUUCGAGCAACUCUCCGACCAAUCGGAGUUACCUGUAAUAAAUCAAGGUCUGUUCAUAGCAUGACCAAUGCUCUAGUUUGUCUGCUGACCUGUCUGAAAGUUUUGCAUCAUCUUUAAGGACUGCGCUUGUCAUCUUCCUAAUAAGCUGUUAGGAGAUUUGAUUAUGGAAACAUGUACAAUGGUGAGGACUGGCAGAUGCUUAGCUAAACGAAGCUUGCUUCUCCAAGUUUGGUCGACGUACAUUAGUGCAUCAGUCUCGAUGUUGUGCAUAUUUCUCUUGAUUCGUUCAUGUAACAAAAUGAUCAGGGAGACAGUGAGUUCCACGAGGAAGAACUG
Molecule: messenger RNA, 2422 nt
Organism: Rhodamnia argentea
Lineage: Eukaryota; Viridiplantae; Streptophyta; Magnoliopsida; Myrtales; Myrtaceae
Product: two-component response regulator ARR11
Exons: 5
Coding region: 381-2150 (589 amino acids)
Biological process (GO): cytokinin-activated signaling pathway; phosphorelay signal transduction system
Molecular function (GO): DNA binding; DNA-binding transcription factor activity
Source: RefSeq, a predicted model, not a curated record